Molecule: messenger RNA, 2008 nt
Organism: Drosophila mojavensis
Lineage: Eukaryota; Metazoa; Arthropoda; Insecta; Diptera; Drosophilidae
Product: kelch domain-containing protein 3
Exons: 2
Coding region: 399-1679 (426 amino acids)
Cellular component (GO): cytoplasm
Molecular function (GO): chromatin binding; protein binding
Source: RefSeq, a predicted model, not a curated record
UAUAUUUGUAUGGUUUUCCAAGACCUUUUGGGUGGGAAUUCAAAUUUCCUGGUAUGACUCUAUCAUAUCUGUAUUCAUAUUUUUCUGGUAUACCCAAUUCUCUACUAUAUAUGUAUAUAUUUAUACGGGUUUCCAAGGGAUUUUGAGUGGGAAUUAGGAGUACUAUUCUGGCUUAUCAAAACUCUACAUAAUUUCCGAUUUUUAUCUUCUUUGAUACCUGAGUUAACAUGUGUUAACUCUAUGCUCAUUACUGAUUCCAUUUUUUUCGGAUCAAAGUAUGCUGCGAAGUUGAUGUGAGUUAGGUCUUUACUGAUUUCUGUUCGUUCAAUUAAGACGAACAUAGAUAGUCUAAAUAAAACAUAUAUAGUUUUAUAAAGUGAGCUCGCAACCGUGGUAGCAUGCUGUGGACGGUGCAUCUGGACGGCGGGCCGCAGCGGGUGAAUCAUGCCGCCGUUGGCGUUGGGGACUUCAUCUAUAGCUUUGGGGGCUAUUGCACCGGCGACGAUUAUCGCUUCAAUGAGCCGAUCGAUGUCCAUGUGCUGAACGUGCACUCGCUGCGCUGGACUCUGGUGCCGCAGCAAUGCGAUUCGGAUGGGGAUCCGUUGAAGUAUCCGCUGGUGCCGUUCCAGCGCUAUGGCCACACUGUUGUCGCCUACAAGGAGCGCAUCUACAUCUGGGGCGGCCGCAAUGAUGAGCAUCUCUGCAAUGUGCUCUAUUGCUUCGAUCCGAAGACGGCGCGCUGGACUCGUCCGACGGUCAGCGGCUGCCUGCCGGGCGCUCGGGAUGGCCACUCGGCGUGCGUCAUUGGCCAUUGCAUGUACAUCUUCGGGGGAUUUGUGGACGAGAUCAAUGAGUUCAGCAGCGAUGUGCAUGCGCUCAAUCUGGACACAAUGGAAUGGCGCUAUGUGCAAACGUUCGGUGUGCCGCCGACCUAUCGGGAUUUUCAUGCCGCCGUUGCUUACGAGGAGGAACGCAUGUAUAUCUUUGGGGGGCGUGGCGACAAGCACAGCCCAUACCACAGCCAGGAGGAGACCUACUGCCAUGAGAUUGUCUACCUGGACAUGAAGACGAAGGUGUGGCAUCGCCCCUUCACCGCCGGCAAAGUGCCCGUGGGACGACGCAGCCACAGCAUGUUCGUGCACAAUAAACUGAUCUUCGUGUUUGGCGGCUACAAUGGACUAUUGGAUCAGCACUUUAACGAUCUGUACACCUUUGAUCCGCGCACCAAAUUGUGGAAUCUGGUGCGCGCCAACGGACAGGCGCCAACGGCUCGACGACGCCAGUGCGCCAUUGUCAUGGGCACGCGCAUGUUCCUCUUUGGCGGCACAAGUCCGCGCUGCGCCAUACCGCAGGCACCGACGGCGGUAUCGCGUGCCAAUGAUUCGACACAGCCAACACAGCAGCAGCAGCAGCAGCAGCAGCCGCAGCAAGAACAACAGCAACAGCAGCAGCCGGCAGCAGCAGCAGCAGCAGCAGCCGCAGCAGCAGCAACAACCACAUUGAUCGAUUACAGUGAUUUGCAUGUGCUAGACUUUGAGCCCACACUGAAGACGCUGGCCACAAUGGUGGUGCUGAAGCAUCAAUUGGACAUCUCGGGCCUGCCGCGCAGCUUCCGUGCGGACCUGAACAUGCUCACACAGCCGAACAGUAUUACGCGACCGAUCAACCAGGCCGGCUAGCAUUUAUUGUUAUUACCGUUACCGUUACGACUGUUGUGCACAUCUAACACUAAACGACUCUAAGCACAUAGUUAAUACUAUAUACAUAUAUAUAUAUAAAUAUAUAUAUUUAUAUAUAUAUGUAUGUACACACAGUUGGGUUGCUGCAGCCAGCUGCGAGGCUUCCUGGCCACUCGGAGAGAAAUAUUUAGCUUAACUUAAACACACACGCUUCUGAACAAAACGCUUGCAGAGAGGCGGAUUGCACUAGUCCCAGUAGUCGUCGAGCAAUCCAACCGAUCUCUUCCGAAUGUGCUCGAAAUAUCGAAAUGACACCACACACACACACA